Cheilinus undulatus (humphead wrasse) is the source of this 657-nucleotide messenger RNA. It is a transcript of the gene her7, whose product is annotated as hairy and enhancer of split related-7. The transcript is spliced from 3 exons. NCBI's taxonomy places the organism in Eukaryota, Metazoa, Chordata, Actinopteri, Labriformes, Labridae. Gene Ontology annotation, molecular function: DNA-binding transcription factor activity, RNA polymerase II-specific; protein dimerization activity; RNA polymerase II cis-regulatory region sequence-specific DNA binding. Gene Ontology annotation, biological process: regulation of transcription by RNA polymerase II; anterior/posterior pattern specification; regulation of neurogenesis. Gene Ontology annotation, cellular component: nucleus. Bases 1 to 657 code for a protein of 218 amino acids. The record is from RefSeq and is a predicted model, not a curated record.
AUGAAGCUGUUACAACAAAAUGAGGAUUCAACAAAGGAUAGAAAGUUUAUAAAAUCUCAGGUGGAGAAACGUCGAAGAGAGAGGAUGAACUCGAGUCUGGAGCGUCUGAGGACCAUGUUGGUUCAAGAGCCACAACAACAGGUACCUCGGAUCAGAGUGGAAAAGGCUGAGAUCCUUGAGCACACAGUCCUCUUCUUACAGAAGACUGCAAAAAAGGACAAAAGAGCUAGAGGUGGUGGUGGAGGCCAGAAACACUCCUUCCAAGAGGGAGUCUCUACCUGCCUGCAGAGAGCCGCUCAGUUCCUGGGACCUGAGGGGAAAGGCCUGUGGCUUGGAACAGCCCUAGAUGCAUCUUUUGCUGCCAGAUUUUCCCGUUCAGACUCCGACUCUGCAUCAGCCUUCCUUAAAAGAACUGGAGCUCACUCCUCCAGCUCCCUGUCACACACAAAGUCCAUUCUCCGGAUGCUGAGACAGAAAUCCAAGCACAGACUUCACACAGGAGCAGCCUGCAGUCCGAAGAGUUUUGCUCAUCCGUACCAACUUCCAGUGCAGAAAGAGUUCCCCACAGUUCCCCAACAGGCUCAGACACAAAAUCAGACCGGGAGCCCAUCCCAAAGCAGCCCAGUCAGCCAGACUCUCUGGAGGCCCUGGCCUUGA